UUUUAUUCUUCGUUUGAAUUUUGGAAAGAUUUUCCGUUGGACUUGCCUCGAGGAAGAAAGUAGUACUGUUUUUAACAUUUCGUUCAUCCCGAGCUUCGUUCUGUGAUCCAUAAAUAGUGAGAAAGAGGGGCCGUCGUUCCUUUAUUUUAGCUUAGUCGAUUUUUAUAGCCGGAGACACUUACGAGUGGAGAAAAUGGAGUUCGAGUACAGUGCGCCGCAGUUUGUUGAACGGCUGGACUUAGUGGCCGAGAAAAUGAUGAACGAUGGUUCGGAUGACUUUUUCGAGAAUAAGGAUGAAAAUACUUCAAUUAAUAUUGAUGCCAACAUGAAACAAGAUGAGCAAUAUUUCACUCCUAAAAUAUUACCUACUCACAAAGUUAAUCUGACUGCUGAGAGUGGAAAAAUUUUAUCCGAUAUAACUAACAACGGAAAUGAUAAAACUCCGGCAGUUGAAAAUCCAACAAUUCAGGGUAGAGUGAUAAUCAAAGCUAAAAGGCGCUCUUGGGGGCUUGGCAAAAAUACUCACACUUCACCUGAAACAUUAAGAAGUGCUAUUGCAAAAUUACACACCUUUGAAGGAGUGACGUUGAACAAAUUGACUCCGGCAAAAGAGCACUCCAUGUCUACAAGACGUGAUUCAUCUUUAAAGCCUACAAUUGAUUUGAGAAAUCGUGUGGUACGCCGAGAAACUCUCAAAAGGAAAGGAUCAUCGUUGUCGGAGAAUAAAUAUCAAACAUUGGCGGAAAAAAUUUAUCAUUUUGAAAACGAUAUUCCUCCUCGAUUUAAGUAUAAGCCUUCUAGCUCAAGAGUAUCUAGCCAAGACAGGUUAACGCCGACUGUGGCCGUUUCUCCCAAUUUAAAUACUAAGCAUAGAACACUGUCUCCGAGCACUGAAGAAAUGGAAACAAAAGAAUCAAAUGAUAUAAAACGAGAUCCGAUAAAGGCAAGGCCGUUAAACAGGAAAAUAUUUCAACCACCUGAAUUGAGUAAACCAGUUGCUAGACCGUGUACGGUGCCAGUGGAGUUUCAAUUAACUCAAGUUAAACCCAAGAAACCACAAAAGGUUGAGUGUUUCCAGUUUAAGGCACAGCCAGCUCCUAAAACGACCCAUUUGCUUACCAGCUCAGUGCAGAAGAAAGAAGUGACAAAACAAAAGGAUGCAAGCAGAACGCAUAGUAAACAGAACAGUUUUUCUCAAUUUACUAGUGUCACUUCUCAAAAGUCUAAAGUGAAACCUUUUAGCUUCGAGGAACGAGACAAACUGAAACAGUUAGAAAAGGAGGAAAAAAUAAGAAAGAUAAUCCAAGAGGAGAGCACUAUACCAACUUUUCACGCCAACCCUGUCCCCCCUUUUAUCACACGGUCUUCAACAUUAUCAAUCAAUUCAACAAAGGUACCAACUGAUUCAGAUUCAUAUCACUUAAGGGAACGUUCUUUACACAAAAAAUCGCAAGGCGAACAAGAAGAAUUUUGCCAAUUCAAAGCCAAAGAACCAGUUGUAUUGAAGAAAGAGCCAUUUCUUCCAAAAAAGCUGGACAAGCCUUUAACCGAACCAUGCGAUAUUGUCUUGAACACCGAAAAGAGGGCUGUUGAAAGACAAGAAUUUGAGAAAACCCUCAAAGAGAAAGAAGAGAGGUUCAUGAAAAUGCAAAUUGAGUUUGAAAAGGAAAGGGAGGCCUGUGAGAAAGAAGAGUUAGCAAGACUAAGAAAAGAAUUGGUACAUAAGGCAAAACCUAUGCCCAAUUAUCCUCCAGUAAAUAAAUAAAUUUUCAUAAUUAUUA
Molecule: messenger RNA, 1781 nt
Organism: Cimex lectularius (bed bug)
Lineage: Eukaryota; Metazoa; Arthropoda; Insecta; Hemiptera; Cimicidae
Product: targeting protein for Xklp2
Exons: 10
Coding region: 194-1765 (523 amino acids)
Biological process (GO): activation of protein kinase activity; regulation of mitotic spindle organization
Cellular component (GO): microtubule; spindle
Source: RefSeq, a predicted model, not a curated record